Molecule: messenger RNA, 1837 nt
Organism: Sus scrofa (pig)
Lineage: Eukaryota; Metazoa; Chordata; Mammalia; Artiodactyla; Suidae
Product: olfactory receptor 7D4-like
Biological process (GO): G protein-coupled receptor signaling pathway
Cellular component (GO): membrane
Molecular function (GO): olfactory receptor activity; G protein-coupled receptor activity
Source: RefSeq, a predicted model, not a curated record
UGCAUCCAUGUUGCUACAAAUGCCAUUAUUUCAUGGGACAUUCAUUUUAUUUUUAUUUUAAAUUUUAUUGGCUUAUAAUUGACUUACACUGUUGUGGCAGUUUCAUGUACAGCAAAGUGAAUCAGUUAUACAUAUACAUAAACCCAUUCCUUUUCAGAUUCUUUUUCCAUAUAGGUCACUACAGAGUUUUGAGCAGAUUUCCUUGUGCCGUGCAGUAGGUCCUUGUGUUCAUCCAUUCCAUAUAGAGUAGCAUGUAUAGGGAUAUUCUUUUGGGGGGCGGGGAGGCUGCUUUUUACAGCUUCACCUUUGGCAUAUGUAAGUUCCCAGGCUAGGGGUGGAAUCAUAGCUGCAGCUGCCAGCCUACACCACAGCCGCAGCAAUGCCAGAUCCAAGCCACAUCUGUGACCUGUGCCAAGCUUGCAGCAACACCAGAUCCUUAACCCACCAAGCAAGGCCAGCAGUCAAACCCGCAGCCUCAUGGAUACUAGUAGGGUUCUUACCACUGAGUCACAAUGGGAACUCCCAUAGGGACUUUCAUUUUAAAAGAGAAAAUGAAAGUGUUCCUGGUAGUAGUGGUAGAAGCAAGGAAAGGAAGGCAUUAUUGAGACCUUGAUCAGUUAAAGAAAACAACUCCUAUGUAAAACAUUAAGACUUUAUGAGUAAGUUUCAAAUGUAUGGCACAUUCCUGUCAGUGAACAUUGUUCUUGCCUCUUUACAGACAAUUUCCAUGAACUAUAUGGAAAUAGGGAACCAAACAGCUAUGUCAAAAUUCAUCCUUCUGGGAUUUUCAGAAGAUAUGGACCUGCAGCCCCUCCUCUUUGGGCUGUUCCUGUCCAUGUACCUGGUCACUGUGUUUGGGAAUCUUCUCAUCAUCCUGGCUGUCACCUCUGACUCCCACCUCCACACCCCCAUGUACUUCUUCCUCUCCAACCUGUCCUUCACCGACAUCUGUUUCACCUCCACCACCCUCCCCAAGAUGUUAGUGAACAUCCAGAUGCAGAACAAAGCCAUCACGUAUGAGGGCUGUCUUACCCAGAUGUAUUUUUUCAUGAUUUUCGCUGGGCUAGAUGAUUUGCUACUGACGGUGAUGGCCUAUGACCGGUUCGUGGCCAUCUGUCACCCUCUGCACUACACAGUUAUCAUGAGCCCUCGCCUUUGUGGUCUCUUGCUUCUGCUCUCUUGGUUAAUCUGCCUGACAUAUUCUUUGGUUCAAAGUUUGAUGGUUUUGAGGGUGUCCUUCUGCCAAGAGACAGAAAUUCCCCACUUCUUCUGCGAGCAUGCUCAGAUUCUCAAGCUUGCCUGCUCUGACACCCUUGUCAAUGACAUCGUGCUGUAUUUUGUAACUGGCCUGCUGGGUGUUAUUCCCCUGAUUGGGAUCCUUUUUUCUUAUUCUAGAAUUAUCUCCUCCAUAAUGGGCAUUUCGUCAGCUGGCAGGAAAUACAAAGUCUUUUCCACUUGUGGGUCUCACCUCUCAGUUGUCUCCUUGUUUUAUGGUGCAGGCCUUGGGGUCUACCUCACUUUUGGAACAGCCCAUCCCUCCAGGAAGGGUACAAUAGCCUCAGUGAUGUACACAGUGAUUGCCCCCAUGCUGAACCCUUUCAUUUACAGUCUGAGGAACAGGGACAUGAAGGGGGCCCUGAGGAGACUUUUCACUAGAGGAAUAUACUCUCAGUGAGAUAACAAAGUUAAGGGCAGGCAACAGAGACCCCAAGGGCUGAUAACUGGUGUGCCUGAAUAUGUAAUCUGAAAAUAUAGAAAAGAAACACUAUUUAUGAUAGAGAAGAAAACAUUCCUGACAAAGACAAUCUUGAAGCAGCACACUGAUGCUCAGUCAAGG